Molecule: messenger RNA, 2955 nt
Organism: Brienomyrus brachyistius
Lineage: Eukaryota; Metazoa; Chordata; Actinopteri; Osteoglossiformes; Mormyridae
Product: E3 ubiquitin-protein ligase MARCHF7-like
Exons: 11
Coding region: 271-2412 (713 amino acids)
Molecular function (GO): zinc ion binding
Source: RefSeq, a predicted model, not a curated record
GCCUUAACUCGCACCCCACCCUUCAUAAUGUCAUUGCUCCUGGUAGAAGCUGCCCUAAACUGGCGAUGUUCUGACUGACCCCCGCGGGGUUUGCUGUGCUGUGCUGUUCUGGUAUAAAUCAAAGGGGUGACAGAGUUUGUGGGCACUGCUAAAUGUGGGAGUGUAAUGGAGGCGAACUUGUUGGCUGGCGCAAUACUUUGCGUCUUGUCAUAAUCCAGGGGUCUCUAACUCGGGUCCUGGGGAGCUACUGAGCCACACCUGUUCUCUGGAAUGGAUUCAAGACCCUUUAGGCUCUCAUUUACACCACCGGGAGCGACGUCCCUGUCCCCCUCAUCCACUCGCCUGGGGGCCAGUCGCCUGCACAGCAGAAGUCGAGCUCUUGCCGGUGAUGGAUAUGCUAGGGCCACAUCUAUCAAGCUGGAUUCAGAUCUUGAGGCUUCCAGGUUCAGCUCCUCUAGAGAAUACGGGAUCUCCGACAGCCGCCGCUCCAGCUGGAAGGUGUCCUCUGCCUUGACAGCAGUCACGUCAUGUGACCGUCCAUGGGCCAACUCCCCGGUGGGGAGCAGGAGCAGACCGGUAGGGCAGUCCCCAACAAUCUGUCCAGGUGGUUCUGAGCCACUGGGGGCCUGUUCCGGCUUCCUGAGCGGAACCCAGGACAGCGAUAUGAAAAGAGCCAAGAUCUCCUACUGCAGCAGAACGCCGUACUCGAGAGAGCCGUGCUCGCCCGUGCUGAGUGGAGCCUACUGCAACCCGGAUCCGUCAUGGCAGCUGCGUAGCGCCCGCUCCCGAUCCUCGUCCUCGUCUCCCUCCGAGGGUGUGUGGUCUCGUCCCGAUGGUCUUUCCUUGCAGACCCCCAGGGCGGCUGACCUGGCGUCCUCGCUGUAUCCUGAGCGUGCGGUGUCAUCUUACGCACAAGGGGCCCGGCCAAAAGAGAGCUUCACCUCGGGUCAGGCGGGUGCCACGACCCGGCGCCGGCCCGGCCACUAUGAACCCUCCCCGCUGUCCCGUGACCCAUGCAGACCCGCCACCCCUUGGGCCGGACCGUCCCGCUCCCGUUCCUGGUACACCAGCUCAGCGGGGUCGUCAGAGACUAUUGCCAGCAGCACCAGUGCCCCCCGCAGGCAAGCGGCUGACGGUGGGGGUCCCGAGGGGCGAUGUGCCACCAGGCAGCUGCUCUCCCGUCUGGCCAGCAGCAUGUCCUCCACGCUGUUCUCCAGGAGGCCCAGUCAGGACUCCAGCAGCUCUGACUCUGCAUCUUGCUCCUUCGACUCCUUGGAGGACUCUGCCGAUGCCCAGCGAGAGGAGAGCUCCCCAUCCAGUGCCGGCAGUAGCAGAAGUAGCAGCACCGAUCCUUCCCAAGGCCUGCCCUUCCUUCGCCGCCGCCGUCAGGCGGCGCGGGAAACGCAUGGCGCCGACCCCGACCCUCCAAGGGCGGGAACCUCCUGGCUGUCGUCAUCCCUGAGGAGUCGCUGUACCCCUCUGUUUUCCUGCAGAAGGCGGGAGGGUCUCCAGGAAGAUGAGGCACGGCAGCCGUAUCGGAGCUCUCCUUUCCCUUUGCGGAGACGAGCUUCUCCAGAAACCAAAGCCACCGAUGAGGAAGAGGAUGAUGAGGAGGAACCUGAAAGCACUGGAGCAGCGGGGUCGCCGGGGGCCACGGUGGCUUCAAACACCACUGUGCCGUGUCCCCCCCAGGCAGGCAGAGCUCACCGGAUGGCCGGGGUCACACCCAACUCUCUGUUCCACGUCUCUGUGUCGCCCUCUCUGGAGAGCUCACUGCCCGACAACGUGAUGAUCACAGUGGACAUCAUGGCUACUGGGAGAAGUGGCCCUGAGAAGAAGCUUGCCUCUUCACGGGAUCCUGAGAAGCUCCGGAAGAUCAAGGAGAGUCUGUUGCUGGAGGAGUCUGAUGAGGAGGGUGACCUUUGCCGCAUCUGUCAGAUGGUAGAGUCGUCGCCCUCCAACCCGCUGAUCGCACCAUGCCGGUGCACCGGGAGCCUGCAAUAUGUUCACCAGGACUGCAUGAAGAAGUGGCUGAGCUCUAAGAUCAGCUCAGGUUCUGCCCUGGACACCAUCACCACAUGUGAGCUGUGCAAGGAGAAGCUACAGCUCAACAUCGACAACUUUGACAUCAAUGAGCUGUACAGGAUGCGUGAGAGGUCAGAGAAUGAGUUCAUCAGCUGCGGCCUCUACCUGGUGGUCCUGCUGCACCUGUGCGAGCAGCGUUUCUCAGAUGUGCUGGGAGCAGCCAAUGAUGCCGGGUUUUUCAACAUGGCGAGAACUCUUCAUGAGUACAUGGACGAGCUCGAAAGCUCCAACGGAGACUCCGAAGAAGACGUGCCUGAUCACAGGCCUGCCAUUCACUUCUGCGACUUGGACGACGACGAUGAUGAUGAUGAUGAUGAAGAAUAUUGAAAAGCCCUCUGACCUUUGAGUUUUCUGGCAGAUUUUCCAGUGCUGUGUUUUUCUUUCUUGUAUAGCUUGGCAGAAGCAAGCCUAUGGCAUUGAACACUUGUUUUCCUGUAGGGGUUCUAUCGCUGAUUUAAAUGUGAUUAGGUUGUUUCCCCCACCCCCCCCAUUGAAUGCAUGGGGUCUGUUCAUAUGAAUGAUUGAUUGCCCACUAGCCAUAUAGACAGGAGUUCUGGUGUAAAGUUAUCUUGACAUUGUCUUGCCCCAAAGGUGACUUUCACCAGUUUUCAUUCAUCUUUCCCUGUCAAAUUAAGGUUAAAAAUGAAAGAUGGAUUCUUUACUUAUUGUGUGUUGCUUUAAUUACCUAGAUUGGGGGUGGGGGGGGAGAGAUCUGGGGGGGAAAAAAGUUUUUCACCACUGAAUUAUAGUGAAAUUGUUCGUCAACCUUUUGCCUGCUCUUUAGGUUGGGAUAUAAAAUGUAAUUUCCUUGGUGAAGCUGGUUGUUCAUGUUUUAAUAAUUAAAAUUUAAUAAAUAAAUCUGAUGUAUAA